Exserohilum turcica Et28A is the source of this 1131-nucleotide messenger RNA. RefSeq lists its product as uncharacterized. The coding region runs from base 80 to 820 and encodes 246 amino acids. The record is from RefSeq and is a predicted model, not a curated record. Gene Ontology annotation, biological process: vesicle-mediated transport. Gene Ontology annotation, cellular component: membrane. The transcript is spliced from 3 exons. Lineage: Eukaryota; Fungi; Ascomycota; Dothideomycetes; Pleosporales; Pleosporaceae.
AUCGUUGCCACCGCAUUAGGGAGCUGAGACAGCAACCAACACGCAGCGGUAAUACAGUAACCCAGCACACACAUCCAACAUGGCGUCCUCAUCGUCGUCCUCGCCCCUACUCUACGCCUGCAUCGCCCACAAGACAACGGUGCUCGCCGAGCACACAGCCUCAGCCUCAUCCAACGCCUCGUCGCUCGUCUCGCUCGUGCUCCCGCGCAUCACGCACGACAAAUCGGCGCACAAAACCAUCGACCAAUCCAAAUUCUUCAUCCACUGCCUGGUGAAAUCCAGCGCCGACUUCGCCGGCACGCACGCUUCCGCGGGGGGACUCACGUUCCUGGUGAUAGCGGAGCACGAGCUGGGCCAGCGCAUUCCGUUUGGCUUUCUAACGAACCUGGAGAAGAAGUUUUUCGCAGAGUUCGAGCCUGCGGCGACGGAUUUCGCGGGCUUGCCGCCGUAUGGAUGUGCGAGUUUCAAUGGCGCGCUGAAGCGCCUGAUGGUGGAGCAGGGAGGUACGCAGGCCGGCCAGCAGGAUGCGCUGCGGACGGCUCAGCGCGAGAUUGAGGGUGUGCGUGAGAUCAUGACGGAGAAUAUCGAGAGGGUGCUUGAGCGCGGCGAGCACAUGAGUGUGCUGGUGGAUAAGACGGGCAGGUUGGGCGAGAAUGCGCGCGAUUUUCGCGUCAGGAGUCGCACCCUCAAGCGCAGGAUGUGGUGGAAGAAUGUCAAGCUCAUGGUGCUGCUGACAUUUGUCGUCAUCUUCUUGCUGUACUUGUUCGUCGGCUUUGGCUGCGGAUUGCCCGGAUGGAGCCGAUGUCUCGGCCAUAACUAAAAUGUCCCCACGACAUGGUAAACGAACCAUGGACUCUUCUAAAACACCAAAUCACCCACUCAUGUCUGCAACGGAAAAUAAAGUCUUCGUUUGCGGAAGGGAAAGCAGGCGUUUACGCCCACGUCGACACGCUUCCAGGCGUGUAUGCAGUAUUCUUCAUUAAAGUCGUUAAGGGUUGGCAAGGCGUCUGGUGUCCUUUUUCUUUUUUGCUUCUUCGUCUCCCUUGCCAUCAUUCCAUCCCAUAUCGAAAUCCAGCCAUUCUACCAAUCUACCCUUUCCCGGUUGAUAACAAAAAAAUAAAAUAACGCCGC